Messenger RNA from Tympanuchus pallidicinctus (lesser prairie-chicken), 1124 nucleotides. RefSeq lists its product as uncharacterized. Lineage: Eukaryota; Metazoa; Chordata; Aves; Galliformes; Phasianidae. The record is from RefSeq and is a predicted model, not a curated record. The coding region runs from base 364 to 990 and encodes 208 amino acids. The transcript has 7 exons.
CCUCACCUUGGCGUCCGGCGGCAGGAUCAGCACCUGGCUGUUCUCCUCCUCCUUCUUGGCCGCCUCCUUCUGCGCCAACGCGGAGUUGAACGACACCUUCACCAUGGCGGCUGCGGCACUGGGAGGCAGGCAGGAGGAAAAGGAGCGCGGCGCCGAGAGCUGCCUGCUGCCCCGACACCCCCGACCCGCGACUGCCGCCCCGGCCCUUCGUCAGGCGGCGGCGCAGGACGAGGAGCGGAGAGGCGGGGCGCGGGAGGAGCUCCGCCCUGCACGGCGCCGUGGGGGGGCCGAGCGGCGCUCCCGGCGGGGCGGCCUCGCCCACCGCAGCCCCGGGCUCCCACCCGGUCAUCUGGGACCGAAAAAAUGGCUGUGAGGGAGAACUACGUCAACCUGGUUCAUCCCGUCGUCCUGAAUGAAGUGUUUUCCCUGAAAGGGCCGUGGAUAAUGGCAGCGCACUCGGUGACACCUCUGUUCCCAUCUCCGUGGAGUUCUUACAGGCAGAGCAUCCUGGAGAACAGAAGAGCAGCAAUACAAAUCACCAGGGGCUGCAGGAGAAUAGUGGAAGCAGAGGAGGGAUCCACAACUUGUACCAUGAAUCUGUGUGCCUUACACUUAGCUUCACAGUACCUCUGCUCUAAAGCAGUAACUUCUGAAGAGCUUCCAUUUAUUGCUGGAGUUGCAGGGAAUAUUCAUGGCAUGAGUUGGCAGAAUUUUGAUUCUGGGUGCCUCCCAGAUGCUCACUGCAAAUGGUCUCUGACUGAUUUCGACGUAGGACCCAGAAACUCUGUGGGAAAAAGCUGUGUGCCAACCUGGGUUGAGCAUCAGAAGAUCCUACUUAUCAGCUCUCUCUUCCUGGUCACCCAGAAUCUGGUUUUGGAUCAUGGAACUGCAGCAAAGAAAGCAAAGCAAGAGAGGGGACAAGACGCAUAUAACUCAUUGCUACGCCGUCCUCUUCACUGCCAAGUUUAUUGCCAGAUGAUCCAAGUGUGAUGAAAUGUAACUCAUGAAGCACCUGGGGACAAGAAUUAUGUGAGAUCCCAGUCUGGUCACCAUCCGUCCUAUUGCAAUGAAUACAUUUUUUCAAGGUGGGUAGCUGGGAAGCUGAGGGAUAAAGAAAGGAAUUU